This is a messenger RNA of Gymnodraco acuticeps, 423 nucleotides long. RefSeq names its product histone H4-like. Gene Ontology annotation, biological process: nucleosome assembly. Bases 1 to 369 code for a protein of 122 amino acids. Gene Ontology annotation, cellular component: nucleosome. The transcript is spliced from 2 exons. The record is from RefSeq and is a predicted model, not a curated record. NCBI's taxonomy places the organism in Eukaryota, Metazoa, Chordata, Actinopteri, Perciformes, Bathydraconidae. Gene Ontology annotation, molecular function: protein heterodimerization activity; structural constituent of chromatin; DNA binding.
AUGCCAGUGGACACGGCCGACGGGGAACUGGAGCCCGAAAACAGGUCGGUCUGCCGCCUGAAUUAUUUUCAGAAUGAGACUGAAUUUUCUGAGGGACUCGGCAAAGGAGGCGCCAAGCGUCACCGCAAAGUUCUCCGUGAUAACAUCCAGGGCAUCACCAUCCGCCGUCUGGCUCGCCGUGGCGGAGUGAAGCGUAUCUCCGGUCUGAUCUACGAAGAGACCCGUGGGGUGCUGAAGGUGUUCCUGGAGAAUGUGAUCCGUGAUGCCGUCACCUACACCGAGCACGCCAAGAGGAAGACGGUGACCGCCAUGGAUGUGGUGUAUGCCCUGAAGAGGCAGGGCCGCACUCUGUACGGCUUCGGAGGUUAAACAUCUACACCCUGACAUACCUGGAACAACAACGGCUCUUUUAAGAGCCACCCA